CCAUUGGUAAACGGGGAUGAAAAAUGUUUGGUUAUUAUUGCCACCUCUGCUCAUGGGGUACAACUCAGGUCUUCGUUGAAUAAAAAAAAAUCUCGCACUCGAGUAAACUCCUCGUUCGUUCUCUCAUCCCCUGAGAAUCCCAGUCAAUUUUCCAUCAUUCGAUUCACCAUUGGACAGUCUCGAGUCGUGUUGCGUUCUCACAUGUAGUCGAUUGUUACAUUUGCCGAGGGCUAAUUGUUGGUGUUUUUUGGCUGUUGGACAUAAUUAAAGAAUACGUCAUCAGGUGUCCCGGUUUUAACGACUUCUGUCGGUUGUUCUGGAGGAUCAGGGGGACAUUGUUCUGAGAAACGACACGAGAAAAUUUUCGUCGGUUGAGUUCAAUUAUUGGCAAACGGCGUUUACUCGAGGUGCUUUCAUCCGCCAAUUGUGUCACGUUGGUUCAUUCCCACAGAGUGCAGCAUGACGGAUUCCAUGAAGUUUGGUCCAGAAUGGUUGCGCAAUCUGUCUGGAGACAGUUGUAAUUCCGGUGGCGGUGGUGGUGGUACAGCCAACCUUAUCACCCCCCGGUAUCACUUGGCAGAGCAUAGGUACGGUCGUGAAGAGAUGCUAGCUCUAUUCGAUCGUAAUUGCAAGCCCCCCGAGGCACUGUCAACCCUGCAGACCCUCUACGUGGAGAAAACCCAGCUACCCUUGGCUUUCAUACCAAUGACAGAGGAUGAAACGCGAGUUUGGAACGGUGGUGUGAGUAAUCCAGGUGGUCGUGGUAGAGGUGGUAGUGUUGAUCGUGGAGGACGUGGAAGAACAGGUAGAGGUGGAAUGUAUUCCUUCAGUCGUGGCCCAGUCGGUUUCGAUGAUUCUGGUGAUGGCAGUAGACUCGAUUCACAACCAUAUCCAGGUAGAAGAGUCUACGACAGAUCACAGAGUGAGAGAGGCUGGUCCGAGCGAAAUGGUGUCUCUGAUACAGGUGAAUGGAAUGGCUCAACAAGCCCGAGAAAGGAGAUGAGUCGUGGUGCCAGUGGUAGCUCACUUAUGGAGAGCAAUUGGAGACGACAUCGAGCUGCUGGUGAUGAGGAGGAGGGCUGGAGAAGUACUUCCAAUAAUCGUAAUGAAAAAUGGUCAAGGAGUAACUGGAGGGAUGGUGAAAGGGAGAGAGUUGAUCGUGGUGAGAAUGAUGGUGAUGAGGGUAGAGGUGGUGGACGUUGGGAGACUCGAGCGAGUCAUAGAUUAUCUCACGAUUCUCAUCAUCAUCCACCGAGGACAGCUCGUACAUGGGAGUCCAACCAUCACGAUAAUCACGAUAAUUUGCCUGAAUGGGCAACUGAAAAUCCCAGUGAGAGUGGUGGAAGUUUCGAUGCAUCAGGAGCAUUUCAUGGAGGAAUAUUUUCGGAUGAGGAUGAGGAAGGUGUCACGACUGAGGCCAGACAUCGACGUAUCUCCGAGGGUAACAAUAAUCCAAGUUCUAAAUCGAGUAAUAAGUUGAGCUCUUAUGGUCCCAAUGUCAGUCGUCACAGCAACUCAACGAGUGCAGCUGCACGAGAGAGGCCAAAGUCUCUUCAUCCAUUCGAUGACAAGGAGACGUCGAUGAAUCAAGAGCGUAGAAGUGUUUCACCGACAAAACCAACGAGCAAUACUAGUUCUCUGAAUGCUAAUCAAGUUAUACCAGACGCUGGAAGAAAAGUCCAGACGUCAUCAAGCUCAGCAAAUUUGGUUAAACCAGAGACAAAUAAAGUGCAAGCACCUCAACGCUCAAAAUCCUUCAUCGAACGUUCAUCAAAGCCCCCCCAGAAUGACUCAAGACCUGAAGAAUCCCCCGCACUUGCCACAACCAAGUCCAAACCCCCGAGCAUCCCACCAGCUGAUCGUAAUCCAGCUCCACUACUUCCACCCCCAAAGCCUGAGGAUGAUCUCGACAGAAUGAAUGCUGAAGCAGACAUGUUGGUAGCUAAACUAACAGCUGAUGAGGAGAGCCACAGAGAGGACAUCUCAUCGAUUCCUCCAGUUACAAAUCAUCAACCAUUGACAGCUACUACCCAGGAAAAAUGGUUCUAUCGAGAUCCUCAGGGUGAAGUACAGGGCCCCUUCUUGGCAAAUGAAAUGGCUGAAUGGUGUAGAGCUGGUUACUUCACUUCAGGUUUAUUAGUGAGACGAAUUUGUGAUGAGAGAUAUGCAACACUCGGUGAUCUCAUCACCAUGUGUGGUAGAGUACCUUUUGUCCCCGGCCAUCCAAUACCGCCCCUAAAAAUAUCUGAACAAGUUAUACCACCACCAAUGUCGAAUCUAGUACCAACCAUACUACCUCCCAGUGCCUUAUCCAAACCUGCACUUGAUGAUUCACUGCAAAUGUAUCAACAUCUACGAUUACUUCAGAAUCAACAGGCACUGAGACAAAUGAAGAGUGCGGCAUUUACAAAACUCUCACAAUCCGAGCAAUUUGCUACUCUCAGUGCUGUUGAACAAAAUCAAUUAGUGAUGCAGUGUAUUAUGCAGGAUUCUGAGACACGUGAAUUACCGGUUAAUCCGAGUGCAUUUGUCAGUCCACUUCCACAAACACCGACAAAUCCUGUUAUGCAACUUUUUAAUCAAAUGCAACAGGCUAAAACACCAAAUGAUACUCACAUACCACCAGCGGGAGUUGUACAUCCUGGCCAAGCUGUCGAUACACUCCAGCAAUUUAUCCAGAAGAUUGGCAGUGGACCGAAUUUACCACCACCACAGACGACUAUUAAUGCACCACCUCAAGCACCACAAGAUGAUAAUCCGAUAAAAUCAUUACUUCGACAGCUUCAGGUUAAUGCCAAUGGCCAUCCCCAGGGACAUCUCGUAGACUCGAUCUGGCCCCAGCCGCCUCCACAGAUCAAUCCCCAGUUCAAGGUACAGAAUUGGUUGGCACAGGUGGGACAAUUACCCCCAAUGCCACCAGGACAAAUGCCGAAUUGUCUGUGGGAUAUGCGCGCUAAAGAAAUGAAGACUGAACAACAGAUACUAGAGGAGCAGAAUCUUAAACUACAAGCGGACAGGCAGAAAGAGGAAUUGAGAAGGCAGGAGGAGAUCCUGAGGCAAGUUGAGGAUGAAACUGCGAAGAGAAAAAUGGAGGCAGAGGUGCAUGCGAGACAGUUGGAGGAGGUGAAGCGAAAGGACGAGGAGAAGAAACGUCGAGAGGAGGAGAAAAAACGAAAAGAGGAUGAGAAACGUAAGCAGGAGGAGGAGCUGAAGAAGAAGGAGGAGAAGAAGCGCAAGGAUGAGGAGCGAAAACGAGAGGAGAAGCGAAAAUUGGAUGAGGAGAAUAAUCGAAAGAAGCAGGAGGAGGAGAAGAAAAAACGAGAGGAGGCUAAACGCCAGGAGGAAAAAGUGAAGAAGGAGGAGGAGAGACGAAGAAAACUUGAAGAGGAGCAGCUGAGGAAGCAGGAAGAGGAACGAUUGAAGAAGGAAGAGGAUGUACGCAACAAGUUGGAGUUGGAGGAGUUGGCGAGAAGGGCUGAGCAGAGGCGUCGGGAGGUGGACGCAUUGAGGAAACUUCAGGAACGUAGUAAAGCACCCUGGGCGCAGGCACAGCAUGCAGCACCAGUGGCAACUCAUGCAUCACUCACUGAGAUACAGAGACUGGAGCGUGAAAAGAAGGCAGAGGAUCUUCGUAUGCAGCAGCAAAUUCAACAACAACUUGCACAGCAGAAGACACUGGAGGCUGCCAAGGAGGCAGCUGCUGUUGAUUCGUCCAAACGUCUUCAAUUCAAGUGGGCGGAGAAAACUGCACCCAGCACGAAGCAACCGUUGGUGAAGAGUCUUGCGCAGAUACAGCAGGAGGAGCAGGAACGCAUUGCCAAGGUGAAGCAGCAGGAGAAGGAACGAUUGGAGAAGGCUAAUCAGAAGGAGGCAGCUGUUGUCAUGCAGAAUGCGGGUAUAUGGGGUACAGCAUCACAGUCCCUUAAUUGGGCACCAUCAGCUAAUUCUGGUGGUGAUCUGAAGGGGGGAAAAAAUUGGACGGGCAGUGGAUUCUGGGAUGAACCCGUGUCUAACAAGCCUAUACCUGUUGCCAAAUCACAAUCAACGACGAAAAUUAAUCAAUCAGCUGCUAAAACAAUAGUCAGUCCACCUCAACAACAGCAGAAUAAUAAUAAAGUUGUUAAGGGUAAAGUCAAGAAGGAGGAGGAAAUUGUUAAGAAGCUUUUUGAUAACACUGCCAAGACGGAUGAUUUUCAACAGUGGUGCUACAGGACACUGUGUGGAUUACAACCGUCCGUUGAUAUCCCAACGUUCAUUGGUUUUCUGAAGGAUAUCGAGUCCGCUUAUGAAGUUAAGGAGUAUGUCAGGAUGUACCUGGGGGAUAGUAAACAGACAACUGAGUUUACGAAACAGUUCUUGGAGAAGAGGAGUAAACUUCGAUCAGCGCAGAGACCUAGGGCUGAGGCUGAUGAUCUGUGCAAACCUGCACCUGCUGUCAAUCCUAAUGCUCCUAUGGAGUUUCAGGAAGUCAAGGGAAAGGCGAAGAAACCAAAAAAAGGAAAAAUGUGUAAAGUCGAUAACAGAAUUCUGGGCUUCAGUGUAACAGCAGCAACAGAUCGCAUAAAUGUUGGAGAUCGUGAUUACGGUGAAGGCGUUUGAACGUUCAACAAUAUCCCAUUAAGUAAACUCGAACGUAAAAACCAAGAAACUGUUUUACUGUUAGAAGGAAAAAUCGGUUGACGACAAAUGGGAUGAACGACUUAUCAGAUUGGUUCGUUAUUUAUUUAUAUUUUUUUAAGUUGAAUAAUGAUGAUCCAUCAACAUUGGAUGAACAAUUCUACGCUGACACGAUGGAUGGAGUCAGUCUGAUCCUACAGAAUGUUGAAUUGAAAUAAUGAAGGACUAUGAAAAAUACUUGUACAUACUAAAUAUGUGAAUAUUAAAGAAAAUAAUGAAGCAUUGAGAUGAUUCAACUGCAUGAAUACUUAGAAAUUGCGUAUUAAUUGAACUAUUAUUUUUUUUCUAAUGAAAAUCUCCUAUCGUUCGAGUGAAACAGUGGCUACGAGAAUAUACAUCGACGUGAUGUCGAUAAAUAUCAAAUUCUGUAAAUGUGUCAGCAAUAGAAAUAUUAAAAUCAGCUGAUAUGCGAUUAUUAAAAACGAUAAUUUGAUAAAUACACGACAGCAUGAAGUAAAAACAAAGUUAUUGAAAAUUA
This is a messenger RNA of Diachasmimorpha longicaudata, 5155 nucleotides long. RefSeq names its product GRB10-interacting GYF protein 2-like. Gene Ontology annotation, cellular component: cytosol. The record is from RefSeq and is a predicted model, not a curated record. Lineage: Eukaryota; Metazoa; Arthropoda; Insecta; Hymenoptera; Braconidae. The transcript is spliced from 6 exons. Gene Ontology annotation, molecular function: protein binding. The coding region runs from base 460 to 4599 and encodes 1379 amino acids.